AUGAGCAGUGGCCCCCUUGUGCGUCAAGUACGUCAAUUUUGGGGUCACACAAAGGGCACUGAAUUAAAUUUAGGAUAUCCUGGUAUCGGAACAUUUCUGAAGUGUCCACUAUGUGACUCUUCCGUAUACACCUACUGCUCGAACAAGGUGGAACAUGAUGCUUGUUGUUGUUUUAUUCCAGGACAUCAGUUUCAUCCCACUCAAUGCACAAUCUACAACUGCUCGCUUUUGUACGCCAAGUCCUGCUUUGAACAUGCCCUAAUUAAGAAUUGCUGCUGUGAGAAUUCAUAUUAG
Drosophila navojoa is the source of this 294-nucleotide messenger RNA. RefSeq lists its product as uncharacterized. NCBI's taxonomy places the organism in Eukaryota, Metazoa, Arthropoda, Insecta, Diptera, Drosophilidae. The record is from RefSeq and is a predicted model, not a curated record.